Messenger RNA from Tuber melanosporum (Perigord truffle), 1448 nucleotides. RefSeq lists its product as uncharacterized. Gene Ontology annotation, biological process: aromatic amino acid biosynthetic process; chorismate biosynthetic process. Gene Ontology annotation, cellular component: cytosol. Gene Ontology annotation, molecular function: FMN binding; chorismate synthase activity. The record is from RefSeq and is a predicted model, not a curated record. The coding region runs from base 52 to 1353 and encodes 433 amino acids. The transcript has 4 exons. NCBI's taxonomy places the organism in Eukaryota, Fungi, Ascomycota, Pezizomycetes, Pezizales, Tuberaceae.
UCCCCUUCCUUCCUCACCCAACCGACAGUUUCCAAGCCUACCAAACGAAUUAUGUCUACCUUUGGAUCCCAGUUUCGUGUUACUACCUACGGUGAAUCCCACUGCCGUUCGGUCGGCUGUAUUGUCGAUGGCGUUCCUCCUGGAAUGCCACUGAGCGAAGCCGAUAUUCAGACACAGCUCUCUCGUCGCCGUCCCGGCCAGUCGGCACUAACUACCCCCCGUAACGAAAAGGAUAACGUGCAGAUUCAGUCUGGGACUGAGUUCGGAUAUACACUUGGGACGCCAAUUGGUUUGAUGGUGCAGAACCAGGACCAGAGACCACACGACUAUUCGGAAAUGGACUUGUAUCCGAGACCUAGUCAUGCCGAUUUCACCUAUCUCAUGAAGUACGGAGUCAAGGCUAGCUCGGGAGGUGGUAGAAGUAGCGCUAGGGAAACCAUUGGUCGCGUUGCUGCUGGCGCCAUUGCUGAAAAGUAUCUUGGUUUGGCUUAUAAGAUCGAAAUUGUGGCUUUUGUGUCAAGCGUCGGACCCAUCCAUAUUCCAGGGUCGUUAGAUCAUACCUCUCCUCAAUACAUCGCCUUCCUUUCGGGCCUCACUCGCGAGAAGGUGGAUACUUUUCUACCAGUCCGAUGCCCUCACACCGAAUCCAACGACAAAAUGGCCAAGUUGAUUGCGGAAUAUCGUGAUAAGAGCGACUCCAUCGGGGGAACCGUCACCUGUAUAAUCAAGAACGUUCCCAUCGGCCUUGGUGAGCCAUGUUUCGACAAGCUCGAGGCAAAACUUGCACACGCUAUGCUCUCAAUCCCCGCAACUAAAGGCUUUGAAGUUGGCUCGGGGUUCAAGGGCACUGAGAUGCCGGGAUCUAUCCACAAUGAUCCCUUCGCUUCUGCUCCCGAUACGAAUGGAAGGUUGGGCACCACGACCAAUAACUCGGGUGGCAUCCAGGGUGGUAUUAGCAACGGAGAGAAUAUUUACUUUAAGGUUGCUUUUAAGUCGCCCGCUACAAUUGGUAUCGACCAGCCCACCAGCAAAUACGAUGGAACUUCUGGUGUAUUGGCCGCUAAAGGAAGACAUGACCCAUGUGUUGUUCCUAGAGCGGUCCCCAUCGUUGAGGCUAUGGCGGCUUUGGUCAUCAUGGAUGCCGUUCUUAUUCAGCAGCAACGCGAGACGUCUAGAUCUCUCCUCCCACCCAUGCCCCAACCCAUUGGAUUGAAAACCCCAGCCGUAGUUGAUGGCAGCGAGAAAAGGGUCGACCCAUCUAAUGUUCCAGAGGCUGAAAGAACCAAGUUGGUUUCUGACCCCAAGGGAGGUCAGGUAGUUGGCGGUCAAGGAGAGGUAUUUGGCGAUGAGUAACGCUAUUGAACUAGUAUACUAUCUUCUAUCGUGCGGGGUUUCUUAGACAGUGGGGGAUAUUCGGCAUAAAUAUAAAGGCAAGACACUAAACUCUA